This is a messenger RNA of Eimeria mitis, 633 nucleotides long. RefSeq lists its product as uncharacterized. The record is from RefSeq and is a predicted model, not a curated record. NCBI's taxonomy places the organism in Eukaryota, Apicomplexa, Conoidasida, Eucoccidiorida, Eimeriidae. The coding region runs from base 1 to 633 and encodes 210 amino acids. The transcript has 3 exons.
AUGCGAGGCGUGCAGCAGUUUAGGCCUCACCAGCUGAUCUUUGGCGGCUCAGUUUUCCUUCUGGAGAGUUCAGUGGCCUUCGAAAACGAAGAGCCCGAGGAAGAAGAAGCAGAUAAAGACGUCCCUAUAAAGCCGCAUGCAUUCGGCGGAGAAGCGCCAGCUUCAUCAGAAGGUGAAGAAAGUGCAUCCGAGCAAGAGGAGCCAGCUGAGUCAAAAGAGGAGAAACCGCAGCGUGGCGGUGCAGCAGCAGCAGCAGCACCAGCAGCAGCACCAGCAACAGCAGCAGCACCAGCAGCAGCAGCAGCAGAGUCUGCUUCUGAAGCUGCAUCAACAGCAUCAGAAUCUGCAUCUGAGUCUAGAGAGGAGGGCCCCCAUGCAGUUGGUGGUGGUCGUGGGGGGGCCCCUACCCCUGCAGCAGGGGGGGCCCCCUUAAAGGGGGCCCCCAAGGGGCCCCUAAAAGAAACCGAAGAAGAAGAAGAACAAGUGUUUGCUGUCCCUGUUAUUGAAAAACAUAAGGGGGCCCCCAAACCCUCAAGAGAGCUAGAUAGAGACGCAAUAAACAAAAGGCUGGCGGAGCUGGGGGCCCCCUUCACUGUAGGAAAGGAACAUUUUAGUGUUUCAUUUAAUAAGUAA